CCGCGUGCGGCUCGGCGGCGCGGCAAUGCCCACCAACUUCACCGUGGUGCCGGUGGAGGCGCAGGGCGGGGAGCGGGACUCGGCGGAGCGGGAUGCGUGGCGACAGGAGGAGGAGGAGGACAACAGAGACCGGAGCUGCGGAGAUGGUGUUUCCAGGGAAAGUAGUCCAUUUAUUAACAGUGCAGAGAUGGACAGAGGAAACAUGUACGAAGGUAAAAAUAUGGCUCUCUUUGAGGAGGAAAUGGAUAGCAAUCCAAUGGUGUCAUCUCUUCUUAACAAACUAGCAAACUACACAAAUGUGACUCAAGGUGUGGUGGAACAUGAAGCAGAUGAAGAUAGCAAGCGAAAGGAAGUCAAGGUUCCACGAAUGGGCACAUUUAUUGGUGUGUAUCUCCCUUGCUUGCAAAACAUCUUGGGAGUUAUUCUUUUCCUGCGUUUGACAUGGAUUGUAGGAACAGCUGGAGUUCUUGAAUCUUUCAUCAUUGUUUUCAUGUGCUGUGCUUGUACUAUGCUAACUGCAAUUUCAAUGAGUGCAAUAGCAACAAAUGGUGUGGUUCCAGCUGGAGGCUCCUAUUACAUGAUUUCAAGAUCUUUAGGACCAGAGUUUGGUGGAGCAGUGGGACUUUGUUUUUACCUGGGUACAACCUUUGCAGGAGCAAUGUACAUUCUUGGUACCAUUGAAAUCCUAUUGACUUACAUUUCUCCAAGUGCCGCCAUAUUUAAAGCAGAAGAGGUUGGUGAAGAAACAGAGGCCAUGCUGAACAACAUGAGAGUUUAUGGGACAUGUAUUAUCAUUCUGAUGGCCAUAGUAGUUUUUGUGGGAGUCAAGUAUGUCAACAAACUUGCACUAGUCUUCCUUGCCUGUGUGAUUCUAUCCAUCAUUGCCAUAUAUGCUGGAGUUAUUAAGACUGCUAUUGACCCACCCGACUUUCCCAUCUGUCUUCUUGGAAACCGUACCUUGUCAAAGCGCAGCUUUGAUGUCUGUGCCAAAUUUACUGAAAGGAAUAAUGAAACAAAGACCACAAACUUGUGGCUGCUCUUCUGCAAUAGUUCUUUGCCUACUGCUAUGUGUGAUGACUACUUCAGCCUCAAUAAUGUAACAGAAAUUCAAGGGAUUCCAGGAAUACUGAGUGGAGUUCUAAUUGAUAAUCUGUGGAGCACCUAUUCGGAGAAAGGAUCAAUAGUUGAGAAAAAAAGUCAGCCAUCAAUUUCUGGAUCAGAAGACAUAAAAAUGGGUGGACGUCCUUAUGUUUUCACAGACAUCAUGACCUACUUCACAGUGCUUGUAGGGAUUUAUUUCCCAUCUGUAACAGGUAUUAUGGCAGGUUCAAACAGAUCUGGUGAUCUUAAGGAUGCUCAGAAAUCUAUUCCUACUGGAACAAUUUUAGCUAUUUCUACUACUUCUUUUAUUUAUCUUUCUUGCAUAGUGUUGUUUGGUGCCUGUAUAGAAGGUGUGGUAUUAAGAGAUAAGUUUGGUGAAGCAGUUGAUGGAAACCUAGUGGUUGGUACACUGGCCUGGCCUUCUCCAUGGGUUAUUGUGAUUGGUUCAUUCUUUUCAACAUGUGGUGCUGGUCUCCAAAGUCUGACUGGUGCACCCCGUCUGUUGCAAGCCAUUGCAAGAGAUGGCAUUGUACCAUUUAUUCAAGUAUUCGGACAUGGAAAGGCGAAUGGAGAACCAACAUGGGCUCUGCUCCUCACUGCUGCUAUUUGUGAAAUAGGAAUUCUGAUAGCUUCUUUGGACAAUGUUGCACCCAUUCUUUCAAUGUUUUUCCUGAUGUGCUAUAUGUUUGUAAAUCUGGCUUGUGCAGUUCAAACGCUCUUACGAACUCCCAACUGGAGACCUCGUUUCAAGUAUUACCACUGGACUCUUUCAUUCCUGGGAAUGAGUUUAUGUCUUGCCUUGAUGUUCAUUUGCUCUUGGUACUAUGCUUUGAUUGCCAUGCUAAUCGCAGGAUGUAUAUACAAAUACAUAGAAUAUAGAGGAGCGGAAAAAGAGUGGGGUGAUGGAAUACGAGGACUCUCUUUGAAUGCAGCUCGCUAUGCUUUGCUUCGUGUUGAAGAUGGUCCUCCUCACACCAAAAACUGGAGACCCCAACUUCUGGUCUUGUUAAAUUUGGAUUGCGAACAGUUGGUGAAGCAUCCGCGAUUGCUUUCUUUCACUUCUCAGCUGAAAGCUGGUAAAGGGCUGACUAUUGUGGGAUCUGUGCUUCAAGGAACCUACUUGGAUAGAUGUGUAGAAACUCAGAAAGCCGAAGAGAAUGUUAAAGCUUUAAUGGGAGUCGAAAAGACUAAAGGAUUUUGCCAGAUUGUGGUAUCUCCUAGUUUCAGAGAUGGAAUAUCACAUUUAAUUCAGUCAGCUGGCCUAGGAGGAAUGAAACACAAUACAGUUUUGAUGGCAUGGCCACAGUCCUGGAAGCAGACAGAAAAUCACUUCUCUUGGAAAAAUUUUGUUGACACUGUACGAGAAACAACUGCAGCUCAGCAAGCUUUAUUGGUGGCUAAAAACAUCGACUUGUUUCCAACAAAUCAAGAACGUUUUACUGAAGGAAACAUAGACAUCUGGUGGAUUGUUCAUGAUGGUGGAAUGUUGAUGUUGCUGCCUUUUCUUCUUCGUCAACACAAGGUUUGGAGAAAAUGUAAGAUGCGUAUCUUCACGGUUGCUCAAAUGGAUGAUAACAGCAUCCAAAUGAAGAAAGAUCUUCAGAUGUUCUUGUACCAUCUUCGCCUCAAUGCUGAAGUGGAAGUUGUUGAAAUGUUUGAAAAUGAUAUUUCUGCAUUCACAUAUGAGAAGACACUAAUGAUGGAACAGCGAUCCCAGAUGCUAAAACAGAUGCAGCUAUCAAAAAAUGAAAGGGAAAGAGAGGCUCAGUUGAUCCAUGACAGAAACACAGCCUCACGCUCAGCUCCAGCUGUCAAAGCAAGUGUGGCUGCUGCCAUGCCAGAAAAAGUGCAAAUGACCUGGACUAAAGAGAAGUUUGUAGCUGAAAAACAUAAAAACAAAGACACAAAUGUGUCAGGUUUUAAAGAUAUUUUCAGCAUGAAGCCGAAUCAGUCAAAUGUGAGAAGAAUGCACACUGCUGUGAAGCUCAAUGGAGUGGUGCUUAAUAAAUCGCAACAUGCUCAGCUAGUUCUCCUGAAUAUGCCUGGACCUCCUAAAAACAGAAAAGGAGAUGAAAACUACAUGGAGUUUUUGGAAGUUCUAACAGAAGGCCUGGACAGAGUUCUCCUGGUCCGAGGCAGUGGACGUGAAGUCAUCACCAUUUAUUCUUAACCUUGGUUUUUUUCUUUUUUUUUUUUUUUUUUAAAUUUUCUUUCGAAUGAAGGGAACAAAAUGUAUAAAGUCUAUCUGAUGUAAUUGGAGCAGCUUCAUUUAAGAGCUUGAGCACAUGGGAAAAAUGAAAAUCGAGGUGUGGUUGUUUUCCUGCUAAAAUGUUAUAUUUAAAAGUAUAUUUUGAAGACCUGUGAGAACACUUCUGUAGUGGGUUAGUAAAUCCUGACUGGAUUAGGAUGUGUAUAGUAUACCAUGAUGUGUUAAUCUGUGCUGAAACAACAAAUCGUAAUGCUGUGUUAUUUUUAAACAUACAGAAAUACAAGGAACUUCUGUUUUCUUUAUCUUUGUUCUGCUUCUAAAUAAAAGGGAAAGUUUGCUUCCUCACUUACUAAGAUGCUGCUAUGUUGCUUCUGAUGGGGUUAGUCCCUGGUUCAGGAAACUUCAUUUAGAAAUGUAUAAAAGUAAUCAAAUUUACAUGUUUUGCAUUCUGUAAAGUAUUUCCCUGAAGUUUAUGAUUUGCCACGUCUGUUUUAAAUAACAUUCUCUGUUUAAAAUACUUCAGGCAAGGAAUUAAAAGGCUCCAGGUGAGGGUAAUAGUAAGCUGCAAGCGUUUCUUUCAUGUGAACUACUAGCAGAUUAAGGAAUACUGCCCAAUUAAGACAAUGUAAGUCAUAGGAAUUCCAUGAUGCAGUAUUGCCACCUGCUGGAGAUAAAAUUACAGCAACUGGUAAACAAUUGACCAAUGAAGUGUAAUCUCAUUUUCAAAUGUGUGUAUUUCGAUCAGAGUUGCAUGCAUGUGCUGCUAUGAAAAUACAGCUCUUCUGAAAAAAAAUCUCGGAUCUGUUAUUUGUACUCGGUAAAUAGUUUGAGCGCUGAAUUCUUCUGAGGAAAAAAUUGCCCCUGUUGACAUUCAUUGCUGCUUGCUGAACAUUUAUGGAGACCAAACAGUAGACAUGAGCAUAACGAGGUGCUGGGUGGUGUGUUUCAGCAGUGCUAGCAGUGAUGAGAAAGAUGAGCUGCGCACCAGAUAGCUGUGCACUGCUGUCACACCACAAAAGGAGCAGUGGCUCCUUCAGCUCAUCUGUGUGAGUCAGUCCAUUACGGCCUGAAAGCUGAGUAUGGAACUGAGUAUCAGCUUCUGUGCGCAGCAAAGCAAAGGUGGCAAUGUUGGAAUAUUGCAGAGUUUGCACCAGUUGGUCCAUGAAUGCUCACACACGAACAGAAAGAACACCAUAUUCACAUAACUUCCUCAGCAACCGGUGUAAUACUAACAAACAUAUUAGAUGAAGUUCAUUUGUUGGUUUUGUUUUUUUCUUCUGUUUUUCUCCUCCUGCUGCAUCUUUGGGCAUGGAGAUCUCACAGGAAAUACUAUUAUAUCAUCCUACUCAGGGAAAUGGAUCAAAACUACUUAACCAGUAGCAGUAACAGAAAAUAAAAAAUGAUAUGAAGUGUUGUUAGAGGUAAAAAAUAAUA
Messenger RNA from Lagopus leucura (white-tailed ptarmigan), 4744 nucleotides. RefSeq names its product solute carrier family 12 member 7 (gene SLC12A7). Lineage: Eukaryota; Metazoa; Chordata; Aves; Galliformes; Phasianidae. Gene Ontology annotation, biological process: potassium ion import across plasma membrane; chemical synaptic transmission; chloride transmembrane transport. Gene Ontology annotation, molecular function: potassium:chloride symporter activity. Gene Ontology annotation, cellular component: membrane. The coding region runs from base 26 to 3271 and encodes 1081 amino acids. The transcript has 24 exons. The record is from RefSeq and is a predicted model, not a curated record.